AUGAAUGUAACUGUAUCAACUGACAUAACACCAUUAAUUACAAAAGAAAAUAAUCCAAUAAGAUCAGUUACAAAACCAAUUGUCUUCUAUGCUAUAUGGAAUACAACUGCAGGUAAUGAUCGUUCACUAUCUUUACCCGGCCAAAACACAGGUACAUAUUGGCCUGGUGAACCACCUCAAACUGCAUUAGAUGGUAAUUUAAAUACCGAAUAUUCCGAUCAUGAGAUUCAACAUUCAAAAGUAAACCGUUCAUUCUCGUGCAGUUUCGUAUGGCUACAUUCCAAAAAUUCUCCACCUCGAGAUCCAAACACAAUACCAAUUGAAUGUAGCAACAAUAAAGAAUCGGAUUUAGUUUUUGGAACAAGUUGGACUAAGAUUUAUGAUGGUGAUGCAGGUCUCGCGAAAAAUCCAGGAAGACGAGCGUAUGGUGGUACACAAACAAUAUCCAAUAAUUCGUUGUCGUUUACAAGCUAUCGUAUUCUCAUUACUUCAAAAAGAGGAAAACAUAAUUGUGUCUCUUAUUCAGAAUUUGAGAUGAUAGGACGAUUUCCUGAUUAA
Messenger RNA from Adineta steineri, 558 nucleotides. The record is from the annotation of a GenBank genome assembly. Lineage: Eukaryota; Metazoa; Rotifera; Eurotatoria; Adinetida; Adinetidae.